This is a messenger RNA of Myotis davidii, 6126 nucleotides long. It is a transcript of the gene MAN2A1, whose product is annotated as mannosidase alpha class 2A member 1. The record is from RefSeq and is a predicted model, not a curated record. NCBI's taxonomy places the organism in Eukaryota, Metazoa, Chordata, Mammalia, Chiroptera, Vespertilionidae. The transcript is spliced from 22 exons. Gene Ontology annotation, biological process: protein deglycosylation; mannose metabolic process; N-glycan processing. The coding region runs from base 151 to 3585 and encodes 1144 amino acids. Gene Ontology annotation, cellular component: Golgi membrane. Gene Ontology annotation, molecular function: alpha-mannosidase activity; carbohydrate binding.
CGGACGUGGUCGGGACCCGCAUCCGCAAUAGAAAGCGAGGAGAGCCCGAGCUCGGAAGUGGGGGCAUCUCCGGCGGCCGCUUCCUAGAGAGUCCACCGCCCGGCUCCUUUCGGUGAAGACAGUGCCCUGGCCCCGAGUCUCCCGGGGAAAAUGAAGUUAAGCCGCCAGUUCACCGUAUUCGGCAGCGCGAUCUUCUGCGUGGUGAUAUUCUCGCUCUACCUGAUGCUGGACCGGGGUCACUUAGACUACCCCAAGGGCCAGCGCCGCGAGGGCUCCUUCCCCCAGGGCCAGCUCUCAAUGUUGCAAGAAAAAAUAGACCAUUUGGAGCAUUUGCUAGCUGAGAAUAAUGAGAUCAUCUCAAAUAUUAGAGAUUCGGUCAUCAAUUUGAGUGAGUCUGUGGAGGAUGGGCCAAAAAGUUCACAAGGCAAUUUCAGCCAACGUGCUGGCUCACCUUUUCUGCCAUCGAAAAAAUUGUCCCUCACAGUUGACCCUGAAGACUGUCUAUUUGCUUCACAAAGCGGAAGUCAGAAUGCAGAUGUGCAGAUGUUGGAUGUUUACAGUUUAAUUCCUUUUGACAAUCCAGAUGGUGGAGUUUGGAAACAAGGAUUUGACAUUACCUAUAAACUUAAUGACUGGGACACUAAGCCCCUUCAAGUCUUUGUGGUGCCUCAUUCCCAUAAUGAUCCAGGUUGGUUGAAGACUUUUGAUGAAUACUUUAGAGAGAAGACUCAGUAUAUUUUUAAUAACAUGGUCAUCAAGCUGAAGGAAGACUCACGGAGGAAAUUUAUAUGGUCUGAGAUCUCUUACCUUUCAAAGUGGUGGGAUACUAUAGAUAUUCAAAAGAAGGAUGCUGUUAAAAGUUUACUAGAAAAUGGUCAGUUUGAAAUUGUAACAGGUGGCUGGGUUAUGCCUGAUGAAGCUGCUGCACAUUAUUUUGCCAUAAUUGACCAACUAAUUGAAGGACAUCAGUGGCUGGAAAAGAAUUUAGGAGUGAAACCUCGGUCUGGUUGGGCUAUUGAUCCUUUUGGACAUUCACCAACAAUGGCUUAUCUUCUAAAACGUGCUGGAUUUUCUCACAUGCUUAUCCAGAGAGUUCAUUAUGCAGUUAAGAAGCAUUUUGCAUUGCAUAAAACACUGGAGUUUUUUUGGAGACAGAAUUGGGAUCUGGGAUCUAUCACAGAUAUUUUUUGCCACAUGAUGCCCUUCUACAGCUAUGACAUCCCUCACACUUGCGGACCUGAUCCUAAAAUAUGCUGCCAGUUUGAUUUUAAACGGCUUCCUGGAGGCAGAUUUGGUUGUCCCUGGGGAGUCCCCCCAGAAACAAUAAAUCUUGGAAAUGUCCAAAACAGGGCUGAGAUGCUUCUGGAUCAGUACCGAAAGAAGUCAAAACUUUUCCGCACUACAGUGCUCCUGGCCCCACUAGGAGAUGAUUUCCGCUAUGUUGAACGCACGGAAUGGGAUCAUCAGUUCAAGAAUUAUCAGAUGCUUUUUGAUUAUAUGAAUUCUCAACCUCGGUAUAAUGUUAAGAUUCAGUUUGGAACUUUAUCAGAUUACUUUGAUGCCCUGGAUAAAGAAGAUGCAGCUAGUAGAAUGAAUAGCCAGUCGCUGUUCCCUGUUCUAAGUGGAGAUUUUUUCACUUACGCUGACCGAGACGAUCAUUACUGGAGUGGCUACUUUACAUCCAGACCUUUUUACAAACGAAUGGAUAGAAUAUUGGAAUCCCACUUAAGGGCUGCUGAAAUUCUCUACUAUUUCGCCCUGAAACAAGCUCAGAAAUACAAGAUAAAUGCAUUUCUUUCAUCAUCCUCUUAUACGGCGCUUACAGAAGCCAGAAGGAAUGUGGGACUGUUUCAACAUCAUGAUGCUAUCACAGGAACCGCAAAAGAUUGGGUGGUUGUGGAUUAUGGUACCAGACUCUUUCAUUCAUUAAUGAAUUUGAAGAAGAUAAUUGGAUCUUCCACACUACUACUACUUUUGAAGGACAAACACUCAUAUGAAUCAUACUCUUUUGAUACUCUCCUAGACAUGGAUUUAAAACAAAAAUCACAAGGUUCCCUGCCACAAAAAAAUAUAAUAAAGCUGAGUGCCGAGCCAAGGUAUCUUGUGGUCUAUAAUCCUUCAGAGCAAGAACGAACCUCACUGGUCUCAGUCUGUGUGAGUUCCCCCACAGUAAAAGUGUCCUCUGCUUCGGGGAAGCCUGUGAAAAUUCAGAUGAGUGCGGUUUGGAAUACAGCCACUACUAUUUCACAAACAGCCUAUGAGAUCUCUUUUCUAGCACAGAUGCCACCAUUGGGACUGCAAGUGUAUACACUUGUGGAAUCAUCGAGUUCAUAUCCACAUGUUGCUGAGUAUGUCCUGUAUAAUGGUAACAUAGAAAAUAAAGGCAUUUUCAAUGUGAAGAAUAUGAAAAAUGCUGAAGAAAUAACUCUGGAGAACUCUUUUAUUAAGCUUCAGUUUGGUCAAUCUGGGCUUAUGGAGGAAAUGAUAAAUAAAGAAGAUGGUGAACCUCAUAAGGUAAAAGUACAAUUUUCAUGGUAUGGAACCACAAGUAAAAAGGACAAAAGUGGUGCCUACCUCUUCUUGCCGGAUGGGGAAGCCAAACCUUAUGUUUACACAACCCAACCCCUUGUCAGAGUACAACGUGGAAGGUUUUAUUCGGAUGUAACUUGCUUUUUUGAACAUGUUACCCAUAGUGUCCGACUGUACAACAUACAGGGAAUAGAAGGACAGUCUGUGGAAGUUUCCAAUAUUGUGGACAUCCGAAAAGAAUAUAACCGUGAGAUUGCAAUGAGAAUUUCUUCUAACAUAAACAGCCAAAAUAGAUUUUAUACAGACCUAAAUGGAUACCAGAUUCAACCUAGAAUGACAAUGAACAAGUUACCUCUUCAAGCAAAUGUGUAUCCGAUGACCACAAUGGCGUAUAUCCAGGAUGCCCAGCACCGCUUGACCCUACUCUCUGCUCAGUCUUUAGGUGUAUCGAGUUUGGAAAGUGGUCAGAUUGAAGUUAUCAUGGAUCGAAGACUCAUGCAAGAUGAUAAUCGUGGGCUUGAGCAAGGUGUCCAUGACAACAAGAUUACAGCUAAUUUAUUUCGAAUACUACUAGAAAAAAGAACUGUCGUGAAUAUGGAGGAAGAAAAGAAGGCAGUCAGUUAUCCUUCCCUUCUUAGCCACAUCACUUCUUCUUUCCUGAAUCACCCUGUCUUUACAAUGACAGAGAAGAGCCCCGUGCCCACCCUUCAGCUGCUGGGUGAAUUCUCCCCGCUACUGUCAUCUCUGCCUUGUGACAUUCAUUUGCUUAAUCUGAGGACAAUACAAUCAAAGGUGGAUGGCAAGCAAUCUGAUGAGGCGGCCUUGAUCCUCCAUAGGAAGGGCUUUGAUUGCCGCUUCUCCAGCAGAGACACGGGGCUGCUUUGUUCCACUACCCAGGGGAAGAUAUUGAUACAGAAACUUUUUAACAAGUUUACUGUUGCAAAUCUCGUACCUUCAUCGUUAUCCUUGAUGCAUUCACCUCCAGACGUCCGAAAUAUAAGUGAGAUCAACUUGAGGCCCAUGGAAAUCAGCACAUUUCGAAUCCAGUUGAGGUGAAUCUGGCUUUCAAAUUUGGACUGUGAAACAUUGGCUUAUCUACACUUCUUAAUUUAACGUGCAAUAAGAAGCACAUUAUUUAAGCUUCUGGCUACUGUGAGGACAUGAAUUCUGUGUUUUGUUUUUAACCAUUACAUAAGAAAAAAAAGCCAUGCUACAACCAGUUUGUGUUUUUUUGUGUGUUUUUUAAGUUUCUUUCAUCAACUACUACCAUCUGUAUGAAUUGAUGCAACAAACAAAGAAAUGUCUGAAGAGAACCUCUCAACAGAUUGUAUCUCAGGUUAAAUACUAACUAAUUAUAUCUGUGUUGAGGGUUGUGAAGAGAUUGUUACGAGUCUUCAUGUUGCUGGUCCUUUGAUAAUUUUACAAAAAUGCCCACUUUUAUCAAAAUGGAAUAAAAAGCUGGUGGGUAAUAGCUAAUGGCCAAAAUGGUUGUAAACAUUCAUAUGCAUUAGAAAAUGUUCUUGUGUUGAAAUAUGUGGAAAAGUGCAAUUCAUCAACCCUUAUGGUAUAUAUAGUUGAUUUUCACACUUUUUUCUAAUGUACCACUUAACCCUUCCCUGCCUAUCCUUUGUAAAGUAUUUCCAGAAAUAUCCGAUUUUGAAUCAUUCAGUAGUAGAAAAAGAGGCAUAUUUUCAUUACUUGACAAUGUGGGAUAGGUGCAAUUUAUUACAUUGUCACUAAAAUAGAAGAAGCAAUUCCAUAGGUACCAUAACCUAUUUUAGGUACCACAAGGUGUCUUUUUACACAGCUCAUUUGAAUACAGAUGUUCUGAGAAGGGGUUUUCUAUUUUAAAAAUACCAUAUCAAAAUGAAUGUGCCUUAUUUUUGUAUAAGUCUUGUUAAAUCUUUUAGUGUCCAUAUUACCGUUUAGGGAAAGGGGGAGGUUGGGGCAGAAGAGAGCGUGGGUACUUUCUAUCACACAUAAAUUGUAAAAUUUUUGCCUGACAAUGCUGGCCACAUUCUGAUCUGUUGCAUUAAAUUUGUGGUGAUAUUACUCUAAACAUUUUGACUAUUUGAAUGUACUGAAAUCUCAGAAAACAAAACAAGGGGAAAAUAUACUUAAUUAAAAUAUGCUGCUGCCAAGGAGACUGCAACUUGAAGCAAGGAUUCUGUAAUGUGCAAAAUCCACACCCAGUUUCCACUUCAGAGGAGUUAACCACAUUGAAGAGAGAAUGCUUUAAAAUAGACCUCGUUUGGAAACCCGAUUAUAUGUAGCUCUUCCUGACUUAUCAUAUUCAAGAAUAUGUCUGUUCACUGAAUUCCACACUUUUGUAUGUGUGCACUAACCUCCAAGUGAAGUUCUGAGCCCAUGGGCCACUACAAUACUUUUUAUAAAAUUUAUUUGGGGUCAUUGUUAACUUAAUAUUAAAAUAUAAGCAACAUUUAGACUAUUCAGUUUUAAUAUAAAAAGGAUUGAGUAUCUUCAUUUCUGAAAGUUCUCUUUGUGUUAAACUAAUAGAUUAUUGUCUGACUUUAAACUUCCAUUUACCUCCCGUUAUUCCAGCAUCUUUUUAGAGAAAUUAAAACCUAAUUUCUGUUUCACCAGGUAGUCUAAUUAUCAUCUGGAUUUUUCAUCAAGAUACAGCUCCUAAGAUUAUUGUUACAUUAAAUUCAUACACUUCUUUCACCUUUAAUAAUUAAGGAAACACUACUGGUGGUGAUAAAGAUAUUAAAAGGGAGUAGUUUCAUGCAAUAAACAUGUACUGUAAGUUUCCUUCCUGGUUUGGGGGGGAUAGACAACUAAAAAAGAAACAAAAACUUCCUUUUGUGGACUUGCUCGUUACAGACCUUAGAAUUAUCAGAGCAAGUUCCAGGAAUAAGAUCAAUAUUUUCAUUGCAUCUUAAAUGUAAAAUCUUCCUAUGGGAGUUCACUGUGGUCUGGGAAUUCUGAUCAGUUGAAAUAACAUAUCUUGCAAUAACAGUGGUUUUGCCACUUAUGGUUGUUUAAGGUUGGUCUGUCCCAUGUCAGUCAGGUCUUAUUCAGUGUGUAUUGCCACUAACUGCUCACAGGUAAAGCAGAAAUUUUCUUUAACAGGCAAGUUAUCAGGGAAAUGAAGAGGGGAUGCUUUUGCUUUGGGCUGUGAUCAAGAACUGAUUAAAUCAUCAGUGUCUCCAGCUAAAAACCGUACAUUUCAAUUGUGAUCUCAGUGGCAUAUUUGUGUGCCUAGGUUUUAUUACAGUUAUAACAUGUUCAGUUGACCAAGUAGUUCAUUACUUUAUCCUAUCUUUUUUUUUGGAAAUUUAAUUUGGUACUUUAACUGCAGUGUUUGAGAACUCAGCAUCCUUAUUUUCUACAAAUACUGGCUAAAAUAAAAUGCUGUAAAGUGUGUUGUAAAACAUUGUAAUCACCUUCCCAUGUCUUUGUUGUACUUGUGCCGAAAUGUUUUCACAUCCUUUUGUCUGGAAGGAAAUCUUUGCUUUCAUUUUAUGUUGCUUACCUUGGAAUCAAUAGGUUUUGAUAUUUUCUCUUGGGAGAUUUUAUAUCUUUUUGGGAACAUGUAAUAUAAGAUAUCUAAUAAAAGAUAAAUCUUAUCACGUA